Molecule: messenger RNA, 1766 nt
Organism: Nylanderia fulva
Lineage: Eukaryota; Metazoa; Arthropoda; Insecta; Hymenoptera; Formicidae
Source: RefSeq, a predicted model, not a curated record
UUUUAUUGCGUUGCUAUUUGAAAUAUUAUUAUUAAAGAUUAUUAAUUUAACUUCGUUUCGCGCACGUAAUUACUGUCAGAAAUGAUCGGUCGAAAAGAUGUCGAAUCGAUAUCGAUUCGACCAAUUCGACAUCUAUUUGACGUCGAUUCGACAUCAAUUUAACUAUCAUUUUUAGCUGGGUAUAUUCAAUUAAAUUAAACAAAAUAAAAAAAAUAUAUGAUAAAGAGAUACAAAAUAGUAUGUAUACAAAUUAGUUGUUAAAAUAGAAAUUCGACUAAUUAAAAUUAUGUACAUGAUUAAAAUGCGGCGAAUUAAAAUUAUGAUCACAUCUAUAGCAUCAUGCAACUGUCAUCACGAAAAUGAAUAAUUUAACAAUAAUUGUUAAAUUAAUAAUAGAAAUAAUAUCAAAAGCGCGUGCAAAGCGUGCUCUUGUAUUGUUUAAAAAUUUUAAAAAGACAUCAAAACUGCAUUUAAUAUUUAUAUCUAUCUUUUGUUUAGAGUUUGUUUUACAGAUCUAAAAUAAAUAUUCCUUCUCGAACAUGAUGAUAUUUCUAAAACUAUUAUUAAGUAGCGGAUUAAUGUUUAUCGCUGAGACGACUUCUAUUUGUAAUCAAUCAUCUUUAUCUACCAGCUAUCUACCAGCAAAAUAUAUAAAACCAAUCCAUUACGACAUCAAGCUUAUAUCAUAUAUUGAAGGAUAUAUUUUCUAUGGAGAAUACAAUAUCAGCAUAAGCAUUCCUAACAAAACGCAACACAUAUUUCUACAUUCAGAAAAAUUAAGUAUUAAAAAUAUAGUUUUGUUUACAAAUGUAGCAAAAUAUGAUGAGAAUGAUAAAGAUACAGUUUAUAAACCAACAUAUAAUAUUGAAGAAGACAUACUUGAUAUUUUUUUUAUCAACGAGGUAUCACCAGGAAAUUACAUUUUAAAUAUAAAAUAUUAUGGUACUGCUAAUGAAGUCUUUAGUAUUUUCGACGUGAAAAAAAAAAUUGCUAUGGUAGCUGCUACUCAUUUCCAUAUAAUAAGCAGCCGACAAUUGUCUUCAAGUUGGGAUCAACAGAAUUUAUUCCAUGAAGCAACCUUUAACAUAUCUAUAGGAUGUAAUCAAUGUACGGCUUUGUCAAAUAUGCCAUUGCGAUAUACGGAAAAAAGUGAGCAUAAUAUGUUAUGGACACAUUUUGAUACCACACCUGCAAUUUCGUCUUAUCUUGCAACAAUGAUUGUGUCUAAUUACCAAUUACGUAUUGAUAAUGACACUCGAAACAUUGAAAUAUGCUGCAGAAAUGAAUCUGGAUUUCACAUGGAAUUUGCAAGAAAUGUAAUUAAAAAUAUCACGUUGUGGUUUAAAAAUGAAUGGAAACAGCGUCCCAACAAUAUUUCGAAAGUGACUCAUGUUGCAAUUCCAAAUUUCCAUGACAAUGACGUAAUCGUUUUUGGAUUGGUUUUUUAUAAGGAAACAGAUAUUAUCUACGAUAAAAAUGUAUAUCCUACUACUCACAAAAUCGAAGUAGCUCAAUUAGUAGGACGUAAAGUGACACAGCAAUGGUUUAAUAACAUGUUAAACAAUCCGUUCGUGUCGGAUUUUUGGUUUAAAAAGGGUGUUAUUACAUUGCUUGCAACAUAUGCUGUCAAUAAGAUGGUUAUUAUAUGUGGAAUUCUACUUCACAAGUUAACACUUCAUUGGAAAUUAUCAAUUCUAUCAAAGGCUAUCACAUCGUCUAGGCUCUGUAAAUCUUAUGAAGAAUGUUGCUAGAAAAAUAAAUCUUGC